Messenger RNA from Drosophila elegans, 1788 nucleotides. RefSeq names its product importin subunit alpha-5-like. NCBI's taxonomy places the organism in Eukaryota, Metazoa, Arthropoda, Insecta, Diptera, Drosophilidae. Gene Ontology annotation, biological process: NLS-bearing protein import into nucleus. Gene Ontology annotation, cellular component: nucleoplasm; nucleus; cytoplasm. The coding region runs from base 74 to 1612 and encodes 512 amino acids. Gene Ontology annotation, molecular function: nuclear import signal receptor activity; protein binding. The transcript has 5 exons. The record is from RefSeq and is a predicted model, not a curated record.
CAAGGGCAUUCAUUUACCAUCAAAAAACUUUCCACUCUAAAACGACUUUAUUUUGAAUUGCGAAAACAACGACAUGUCCUCCACCCACAAACAACUCUAUAAAAAUGACGCAUUGAGUUCCAUAGAGAUGCGUCGUCGUCGCGAAGGAGACUGCAUUCGAUUGCGGAAAAUAAAACGCCAAGAGCAGUUCCUUAAGCGACGCAUUGGAUUGGAGAGUUGCGCCAGCAACGAUCUGCAGACUGCCGACAUGCACAUUGAUGGCCAUCCUAAAAUCACUAAUGAGUUAGUUCAGCUGCUGUACAGCGAACACGGGAGCGACCAACUGAAUGCCACAAAAAAGCUCCGCAAGCUGCUGUCCGACGGUCCCAAUCCACCCAUCGAGGAGGUAGUCAGGAAAGGUUUGGUGCCGCAGUUGGUAUCCUUUCUCCGGAGUGGCUCGAAUGCCGCCCUGCAAUUCGAGGCCGCCUGGACGCUGACGAACAUUGCCUCGGGUGAUUCGCACCAAACCUGGUCCUUGAUCGAGGCCGGAGCAGUGCCCAUUCUCAUUGAGCUGCUAUCCAGUUCGGUCCAGUGUCCAGAAGUCCAGGAGCAGGCUGUGUGGGUUCUGGCCAACAUAGCCGGCGACUCUUCAAUGUCCCGGGAUCAUCUGCUCGACUGCGGACUUCUAGUUCAUCUUCUGCAGACCUUGGCAAACACAGAGCGCAUCUCCAUGAUCCGCAAAGCUGUAUGGACAUUAUCCAAUCUGACUCGUUUUAAAAACCCGCCCGUAGAUUUUACCAAAGUCGUACCCUGUCUUCCCAUUCUGGCACGAUUGCUGGACUUCACCGAUGCGGAUGCACUUGCUGAUACUUGUAGGGCCAUCGGCCACCUGUUGGAUGGACCGAACAAUCAAAUCCAGACCGUUCUUGAUGCGGGAGUUGGCCAUCGCCUGGUAGAACUACUACUACAUCCACAGCAGAACGUAAGCACAGCCGCGUUGAAGGCAGUGGGCAACAUUGCGACCGGAGAGGAUCAGCAAAUUCAGGUGAUAUUGGACAAUAAUGCCCUGCCCCACAUUAGCCAACUUCUGAGCUCGCCGAAGGAGGAAAUCAAGGAAGAGUCCUGCUGGACAAUCUGUAAUAUUGCGGCCGGCAAUCGGGAGCACAUUCAGGCCAUUAUAAAUGCCAGCUUAUUUCCCAAAUUGGUCAAUAUCACGCAGACGGCAGAAUUCAAGACUCGCAAAAUGGCAGCUUUGGUCAUUGCCAAUGCCACCAGCGGCGGAUCCUCUGAGCAGAUCAAGUACUUAGUUGAGGUGGGCUGUGUGCCUCCCAUGUGUGAUUUUCUCACGAUCCUUGACUCGGACAUAAUCCUCGUGGCACUGAAUGCUCUGGAAAACAUUUUAAAAGCGGGAGAAGAGCACCAUUCGCGGCCAAAUCCCUAUGCCCUUGCCAUCGAGGAAUGCUGUGGUCUAGAUAAGAUAGAGUAUUUGCAGGCGCACGAAAACCGCGACAUCUACCAAAAAUCGUUCGACAUUAUUAAGUUGUACUUUGGUAGUGAGGAAGAUGACUGCCGGAUGGCCCCCGUUCAGCUUGAAUUCGAUGCGGUUAUGCCCAUCAAUGGCUUUAAUUUUUAAGCCUUAUUCCUAGCAGAAUAGCAUUACCACGAUCGAAAUGCAAAUCUUUAACUACCAGCUUUAAAGUAAAAUUGAUCACACAAUUAUGUGCAUAUUAUGUAAAUUAUAUUGUAAAUAUUUAAACAAACGUUGUACACUUAUACAAACAAAGUAGCUUUACAAUUGUGAUAACAAAU